Messenger RNA from Ceutorhynchus assimilis (cabbage seed weevil), 763 nucleotides. The record is from the annotation of a GenBank genome assembly. NCBI's taxonomy places the organism in Eukaryota, Metazoa, Arthropoda, Insecta, Coleoptera, Curculionidae.
UUAUAAUCAUUCAAUCGUAAAGAUAACAAAUUUACCUCAGUUUGUCAGACAACAAAAUAGGUUUAUUUGUACUAAAAUUGCCAACUAAAAAUGAAGGUUUUAUUAAUUCUUUUGGCCCUGGGUUUGACAAGAGUCUAUGGUUUUCGUACCAUCAUCGAUAAAGACGGUGUCCCGUUGUGCGUUUGUCCCAGAAUUUAUUCUCCAGUUUGUGCCAGCAAUGGAAAAACUUAUGGAAAUGAUUGUUUGGUGCGAUGCGAAUCUGACCAACUACAAAGUCGAGGAUUGAGAAGUUUAAGAAUUUUGAGACAUGAAGCUUGCGAAGAAGAUCCUUUGCUUAACAAAUUGGGUGAAAUUAUAAAUGAAGAUGAUCUUGAAAGGGAAAUCAUUGGACAGAAUCCUAUCGAGUAUUAGUUUAAGUUUAUUUUACCUUUAUAUUUUAUUAUAAGAUUAAUAUAAUUUUUGUUCAACUAUCAUUGUAUAGAUAUUUUUAUUUAAUUCUAGAAGAAUUUUGUAGGUAAAAUUGGAAAAAAAAUCUCUGCAGAUGAUUUAGUAUACUUAGGUACCAUUCAAAAAAGCUAUAUUGAUUUGUUGGUGAGACUUGUAGAAAACUUCCAAAAAAUUAUCUGAGUACUACCUACCUGGAUGGAUUGAAAUAUAUGAAAUUUUCAGGGAAUAUAUUUGAGGCUUAGACAUAAAACAUGCUAGAAAUUCAAAUCAAGUUACAAGAUUUUUAAAAAUGAACAUUUGGUCAUCUAUAUCAAAU